AUGCUUUCGAAGUCAGAAAACAAGGCUAUGCACCAGCUGCAGUCUCAGCAAUCUGAGCUGCUUGACAAGAUUGAUGAACUACGUGGCAUUGGAGUUGGAGGGCUUGUGGAACUUCCUCAACUCAUUGUCUGUGGUAGUCAAUCCAGUGGGAAGAGCUCAGUGCUUGAGGCCAUCUCGAGAGUGCGCUUUCCCACCAAAGGUACAAUCUGUACACGAUUUGCGACCGAGGUCAUUCUCCGUCGUAAGCCACAGACGAGAGUGAAAGUUUCGAUCGAGCCAGGAGACUCGAGAACAGACGAGCAAGAGAGAGAGAGGCUCCGAAACUUCUAUUCGGAGGCCUUCCCGAGCGACAAUGAUCUCGUCGAGCUAAUCGAUCAAGCUAAAGCUUGUAUGGGCAUUAGCGACAAUCCCAAUCAGCACGCCGGAUUCAGCGACGAUGUUCUCAAGAUUGAAAUCUCCGGGCCAGAUAAGCCAGAGCUUACCCUCGUGGAUCUGCCUGGUCUAUAUACGUCCCCCAGCAAGGAACAGAGCGAGGAAGGAAUUGGGAUUGUUCGACAAUUGACAGAGAGAUACAUGGCCAAAGACCGCAGUAUAAUCCUGGCAGUUAUUAGUGCAAAAGUGGAUUAUCACAUACAGGACGUUUUGAGAAUGGCAAAGCAUCAUGAUCCGGAAUACGAAAGAGUCCUUGCUAUCGUCACUCACACCGAUAAACUUGACGAAGGGACGGACGAAGAAGGUCGAUACCUAGAGUACAUCAGAAACGAAAGUAUCAAGCUAAAGCUAGGAUGGCACGCUCUGCGCAACCGCUCACAUAAGACGCGCGAAGUCUCCGAUGACCAGCGAGACGAGGAAGAGAGAAAUUACUUUUCGAAGGGACGAUGGGCCUCUCUUCCUCGAGCACACGUGGGCAUCGACCGACUCCGACAUCGCCUGAGCAAUAUUCUGCUCAAACACAUCGCCGGUAAUUUGCCCUUGCUGAUAAAGGACAUUGAACUGAAAAUUGAUGACCGGAGACAAAGCAUGGCCAAGCUUGGAACGGCACGGCCAACAACUAGGGACCAGCGAGGCUUUUUACUCAACAUCAGCUCCCAUUUCCAGCGCAUUGUCACCGAAGCAUUGAAUGGCAUGUACUCCAAAGACUUCUUUGGUGGCCUCAAUGAUGACCAUUUGGAUACUGGAGAUGCCCGUCGACUACGUGCAAUCAUUCGAGAACUGAAUGAGUUUUUCGCAGAUGCGAUGUUCAUCCACGGUUUCCGCCGAAGGCUCCCCGAACACAUAUACGCUGUACCUCGGCCCCUAUCGGACUUGAGCAACCGGAGGUUCCAAUCUUACAUGAGACAGUGGGUGCCAGAAGAUAUCUCUGUGAAUGAACUCUUGAGUGAAAUGAUGAGACAAGCUGCAAAAAAUCGUGGCAUUGAAUUUCCUGGAUGCGCCAACCAGCUACUCGUUGGAGAGCUAUUUAGAGAUCAGGCAAAGCCAUGGGGAGAGAUCGCUAAACAUCAUUUGAAUCAAGCCUGGCAGUCGGUCAAUGAAUUCGUCCAGCUUGCUUUCGGGUAUCUGGCCGAUGAUAGCACCAAAAAAGCACUCUUGGGUGGCAUUAUUAAUCCAGAAUUGGAAACUUUAAGGGAUUCAUUGCAUGAUAAACUCGAUGAACUACUAUCCUACACGACGACCGGCCAUCCUCUCCCUAUGGGAAGAGGGUUUCUUCAAAGAAUACAGCGAGGUCGGGCCCAAAAUCAGCUGGAGGCCUUGACGGAUAUCCUGAGGAACAGUUCCUCCGAGAAAUCGGGUCAACUAGGGCAAGAAACUUUCACCCUUCAAGACCUCAAAGAAGCUGCUAUUCAAUCUCAGACCUCUGACGGUCAAUUCGCAGUUAUUGACAUUGUGACUCAGAUGCUGGCAUAUUAUGAGAAUGCUAUCAUGGUCUUCAUUGAUAACGUCGCAAUCCUUGCAAUUGAGAAUUGCUUACUUCGUCCCCUGGAACAAAUCUUUUCUAACCAAGUCAUCAACAGCAUGGACGACGAAGAGAUUGAAAAGCUUGCUGGGGAGUCCCAGGAAGUUAAAGAAGAACGAGAACGUCUGAGCCGAGAACUCAAGAAGCUGGAAACUGGCAUGCGAACGCUCAGCACUUUCAGCACUGAUAGGUCGUCUUUGAACAGGCCAUGCGUCUUCGGCAGGGAAUAG
This is a messenger RNA of Penicillium daleae, 2184 nucleotides long. RefSeq names its product dynamin family protein. The coding region runs from base 1 to 2184 and encodes 727 amino acids. The transcript is spliced from 2 exons. Gene Ontology annotation, molecular function: GTPase activity; GTP binding; microtubule binding. The record is from RefSeq and is a predicted model, not a curated record. Gene Ontology annotation, cellular component: cytoplasm; membrane; microtubule. NCBI's taxonomy places the organism in Eukaryota, Fungi, Ascomycota, Eurotiomycetes, Eurotiales, Aspergillaceae.